Molecule: messenger RNA, 804 nt
Organism: Striga asiatica
Lineage: Eukaryota; Viridiplantae; Streptophyta; Magnoliopsida; Lamiales; Orobanchaceae
Source: the annotation of a GenBank genome assembly
CACCGCCCACACCCAAACCCAAUUCCUUAAACCCUAGCUUUAUAAACCUGAUUGCUUUACAUUUAGCACUACUAUUCACACGCCUCUCCGUUCAGUCACCCGCCGCCGAUUGCCGCCUAGCGAUGAAGGUGAUAGCAGCUUAUUUGCUCGCCGUGUUGGGAGGUAACGCCGCCCCUUCCGCCGACGAUGUGAAGGACAUCCUCUCCUCCGUUGGAGCUGAAGCUGAUGACGAUAGAGUUGAGCUUCUUUUGUCGCAAGUGAAGGGAAAAGACAUUACAGAGCUAAUUGCUGCCGGACGUGAGAAGCUGGCAUCUGUACCUUCCGGCGGUGGUGCCGUUGCAGUUGCCACAUCAGCAUCUGGCGGUGCAGCUGCUCCAGCUGCGGUGGAGACUAAGAAAGAAGAGAAAGUGGAGGAGAAAGAGGAAUCAGAUGAUGAUUUGGGCUUCAGCCUCUUCGACUAGACAAUUGUGGUUUCUAUAUAAAAUAUCUAUGUGGUGUAGGUUCCCUUCGUUAGUUCCUCUGUUUUAUGCUUUUAGAAACGGACUUUGACCUUGUUUUUUAUUACCCUUCUGUAUGUUGAUUUGAGAGAUGGAAAUACGGAAAGCUCAAUGCAGGUUAACUCAUUGUUGGAAGUACCUUCUUUUUUGUGGCUUAACGGAUUUUAACUUCGAAAUUUUGUUUGAAUGUUAAAUGUUGAUUAUAGGAAAAAUGUCAUUAUUAUUAUUGUGAUCUGAUUCAGAAGACCUUAGUAUGUUGAUCUUGAAUGCUAUUACGAAGGAAGAGGUUCUCUUACAACUGUGAUCC